Besnoitia besnoiti is the source of this 243-nucleotide messenger RNA. RefSeq lists its product as uncharacterized. Bases 1 to 243 code for a protein of 80 amino acids. The record is from RefSeq and is a predicted model, not a curated record. Lineage: Eukaryota; Apicomplexa; Conoidasida; Eucoccidiorida; Sarcocystidae. The transcript has a single exon.
AUGCCGAGUGCAUCGUCGCCGGCGUACUCUGCAGAGGAGCUGACAAGCGCCCGCGAAGCGUUUGCACUCCUCGUGGAGACCGCGAACCUUCUCCUGCCCUCCGGCGCCGCGCCGUCGACGCCGCUGUUGCUUCUCCUCACGCGGCUAUGCGAAGAAGGCUGGGACCCGAUCUUCCUCGCGGAGCUCGUCGUCGCGGCUCAGGCUGAGAAGCGCAACUUCCUCCUUGAACAACUCGCUGAGUGA